AUGGAAGACCUUCUCAGUUUACCUGGAGUUGGCCCUAAGAUGGCUGUCUUGGUGAUGGAGAUAGGCCAUGGACAUCGUGAUGCUGGUAUUUGUGUGGAUACCCAUGUCCAUCGCAUCGCUGCUAUGCUGGGAUGGACCAAGAAUGCUAAGACGCCCGAGGCGACCAGACAGCAAUUGGAAGCACGGUUACCUCUGAAAGUGUGGCCAGAUGUAAACCUGUUAUUGGUUGGCCUAGGGCAGAUGGUCCAACAGAGACCAUUUGAACUGUUGAGACGGUGCAUUGAUUGCAUCCAUCCUUUAGCAGCAUUGAAGUUAGUUGGACGGAUAGGGUGUAACUUGAAAGUGGUGGAUAAACUUACUGGCGACACCAUCGUGGAUGUCGCUGAGGCGGCCCAUUGUGGCCAGGACGUUAUGGACUACCUCAAGACCCGGGGAGUUGAGGAGGGCCAUCGUAGUCCGGCACGGAUCACUCCCUCUAGAAGAAAACGUAAGGGAGAUGCUGGUACAGCUGAGGAGGCGAGGAGAGGCUCAGCUAAAUGUCGGGCUGGUCUCGACGGGUUUACAUAUAGUGGUCAUUGA
Molecule: messenger RNA, 579 nt
Organism: Perkinsus marinus ATCC 50983
Lineage: Eukaryota; Perkinsozoa; Perkinsida; Perkinsidae
Product: endonuclease iii, putative
Exons: 4
Coding region: 1-579 (192 amino acids)
Biological process (GO): base-excision repair, AP site formation; nucleotide-excision repair; base-excision repair
Cellular component (GO): nucleus
Molecular function (GO): oxidized pyrimidine nucleobase lesion DNA N-glycosylase activity; DNA-(apurinic or apyrimidinic site) endonuclease activity
Source: RefSeq, a predicted model, not a curated record